UAAAAUAUACUAUGACAGAAGCCAAUCCCUUGAGUUUAGCUAAUGAAGCCCAUUUAAACGAGAAGGUAGUUGCAGCUAAAUCCAUAGAAACGAAUCAUGCUAAUAAUUCUAAUCUGAAGACGGAAUUUGGACCCUUGAAUACCGAUUUUCAGGCAGAUUCUCAGAAGGAUUCUUCGAAGAAUCAUCAACUGUCAAAAGAUGAAAUGAUACAAGAAAUACUUCAACUCAAAGCGUCCAUAUCACAUCUAGUAGGUAAUGUGAGGGAUAUAAAGAUGCUUUGUGAAAAAUCUGAGAAUGAUAACCAAUAUUUACAAGAGUAUGUGGGAACUUUGAUGAAAACGAAUAAGUGAAUCCAUAGUAAGUUCACGAAUAGACGAUUAAUGACUACAGAUCAAUGAAGAUUACUAGUGCAAUUCAUUGAAUGCUUCUCAUAAU
This is a messenger RNA of Yamadazyma tenuis ATCC 10573, 435 nucleotides long. RefSeq lists its product as uncharacterized. The record is from RefSeq and is a predicted model, not a curated record. NCBI's taxonomy places the organism in Eukaryota, Fungi, Ascomycota, Pichiomycetes, Serinales, Debaryomycetaceae.